This is a messenger RNA of Volvox carteri f. nagariensis, 3363 nucleotides long. RefSeq lists its product as uncharacterized. The coding region runs from base 1 to 3363 and encodes 1120 amino acids. The transcript has 15 exons. Lineage: Eukaryota; Viridiplantae; Chlorophyta; Chlorophyceae; Chlamydomonadales; Volvocaceae. The record is from RefSeq and is a predicted model, not a curated record.
AUGACAGUCGACCUUUCCGGCCGCACCAGCAUAUCUCAUUCAAGGAUGAAAAACAAAUCGAUGCUCAUCCUGUGCAAGCAGCGUGAGAUCCUGUACGCACACGCCGAGUUCAUGCCGAGAAAAGCGGAUGGACUGGCGCCCAGCCAGGGUCCCCAGCCACCUGCACAGCAUCACACUCCGCCUGCCGGCUGGUCAGCAACCGUCCCUGCUAGUGCCGGGGCCCUGUUGCCCUGUCCGUCGGAUCCUGCUGUCCCGGGGCAGCAACAUCACCAACGGCAUCAGCUGAGCUUGCCGGCCCCAGCUAUGCCACUUCCGCCGCUGCCUUCCCAUCACGAGCAGCUACAGCUGCAGGAGCGGCACGAGGGGCCGCGAGGUCCCAACCAAGGAGAGGGUUAUAACGCUCACGGGGAUAAGGCCCUGCCGCUAGAAGAAGGCCCUGGCCUGGACGCUUUCGAUCCUACAGUUCCUAGUUACCUGGAACCUGAGCAACAGUGGCAUCCCCCCGUAGCGGCAUCCGCGCCGCAGGUAUUCUCGUUUGAGCAGCAACAGCUACAGCCGCAGCAGCCGUACAGCCAGAGCCCUUUGCAUCAACAGCAGCAGCAAGGGCCACAUGGGCAAGAGCCCUGGAUGCAACAGCACCCCUACCCGCCGUCAUUUCCAAUGCCGCAACCUCAGCGGCGCCAGCAGCAGCAGCAGCCGUUGCCGGCGCCGCCGCUGCUGCCGCCGCCGCCGCCGCAGCAGCAGCAGCAGCGGCAUAAGCGGCCGAGGUCACCUGACGUCAGGUCAGGUGCUCCACAUGAGCCGUCUGUGGGGUUUACGGCGGGCGGCGCCAACAAUGGCGGGGCUGCGCGGCAGUGGCGAUACUACCAUAUCUUGCGCUGGCAGGCAACCGCCAACCACAUUCUGUUUUACCUAGUGGACGAGCAUUAUAAUGCGGAGCUGGCAGUCGUGGGCACGGAUCUGCGUUUCUCCGGCCACUUCGUCUACUCCACCCUUCCCGAGUGUCCCGUGGCGGGCCAACCCCUUCGCUGCACCAACCGCAAUCGGGUGAUGGACUGGUUGGCGGCACAGGGCGCAGUGGAGGCGGCGGACACCGCCAGGCUGCACAUCCCCCCACUGCGGCCUCAUGAACUAGAGCUCCUCGAGUCGUCUGACCCGCUGUACUCCCGGCCGCCUGAGACGGUCCUCGACCGGCAAUACGUGUCCUGGCGCGAGGAGGUCAGUGUGUUGCCGGAUGGUCGCCACAUGAAGCAAUUCUGGCUGGUGGCAGCGCCUGGCCGGGUCGACUGCCCGGACCGACUGGUGGUAACGGCAGAGGACAGCCACCGACGGGACAGGCGCUACGCGUAUCGGGCCUUGCCUGAGUUCGGAGGCUUCGUGUUUGAGAACGGCAGCUGCGCCAAGGCAAGUGCGGUGCACGUGCCGGACAUGAUGGUAAUGGGCUGUGCAGAGGCUGCAUCGCGUUGCGGAUGCAGGGGUCGGGGAGUGGUUGGACUUCAUCGUUGGCAAGCUAUCCAGGCCCGCCCCACGUGCCGUCAAGAUCACGCAGACCUCCCGCCGGAAGACUGCCACGACCCAGGCGCUCGGGUAGCGCCUCCAGCACUUGCGCCCCCGCAUGCUGAGGUUUCACGGCUGUUGGCAGUUCGGCCUCUGAAGGCGCCAUGCGCCCUCACUCUCCAACUGGCCGCCCGCCGCCUUGGCUCCAGCUCCGGUGGCGCCGCCGGGGCCGCCGGCAGCAGCCACUCCGCCACUGCCGUAGCGGCCGCCAUCUCCCUCAGCGACGAGGCACUCGACGGCGGCGACGGUGGCGGUGGUCACGGUAGCGACCGAGGCGGCGGCAGCGGAGGGGAGGUCAACUUCCUAGCAGCUGCCCGAGAGGGCCCCCUGCCCUGCUGGACGCACCAAGCGGCAAAGCUCCCCCCCGUCCAAGAGCUUCCUCCAGUUGCAGAUGGCAGCGCAUGGACAGCGACGCCGUACAGUAGCGUACCUUGGUCAGCGCCACAGGAGGACUACUGGGAUCCGCCAGUGGCGGCGCGGAAUGGCCCCCUGGAAGGGUGGAACCAAGCGGCAGCGACUACCUUCUUGCGCGCUGAAACGGAGACGACAUCGGUGCCAGAUCCGCAGCCCGGCAGAUCUGAGCCUGCCAGGUUGGCAGCGAGUAAUGCAUCGCCGCACUUCGCGCGGCAGCCGUCGCUUCUUCCUGUGCAUGCGAGCCCGCAGGACGGGCUCCACGCGGCCCUCGAUCCGCCCAUGUUCGGCGAGGCCGAGCCACCACCGCCACCACUGCCACCACCGCAGCCGCAGCCGCAACAGUGGCCGGUCGGCCGCCACCGCGAUCCGUGGCAAGAUUGGGACAAUCCCGACGACCACGAGCCCGACCAGCAACCUCAACGCCAGCAUGCGCUGGCCGAGAUGUCGUGCCUGCCACCACUCCUAGUCAGGAACGGACCCCAGGAAGAAGACGCGGCAGAAGAGCUACCCGGUUGGGCAACCCAGGCGUCAAAUGGCAAUGGGGAGCGAGGCCGUACCUUGUCUGAAGGCGGUGCGACACCCGCCCCGGACUUGGCGGCGGCCGCCAUGGCUGCUCCCACAGCCACCUGGUCUUGCCUGUCAGAGGCUGGCUCCGCGUCCUUCGGCUGCUGCCAGAUGUUCAGCCCCGCACCAAAAGACGACUCGGUGUCCCGCAGCCCCGGCUACCUGAUGCAUGCGGAGUGUUGUCUGGUGCCGCCAGACUCGGAACCAGACUUCGACCCCUACACAGCGCCUGACGUGCGCGCCGCCUUUCUACGCUUCCCGGAGCUGCUGGAGUGGGUCACCUCCAUACCCAGCAGGGAAACCGCCGCCACCUUCGGCUUCUGGGCUGAAAAGCUGAUGGCCUUCGCUGAAUCCGCUGCGGCAGCGGCAACAACCCCUUGCCCGGUCGGGGUGGAACCCGGCAGCACAGUCCAAAUGCAAGUGCAAGAUCUGGUGCCGGACAGAGGUGGACGCCACAAGGACUUCCACGGCGCGGCAAGCCACAUGGAGAUAGAUGCCGAGAUUGACGAGAGCGGCGGCGGCUCAUGCCGUCGAAACGCCGGCAGCGAUGGCGGCGGCGGCGGCAACAGUUCCAUGGACGCGGAACAGGUAGUAGGGAUCCUUGACAAGAUUGCCGAGAUGCGGCUGAGUCUGCGGCUGUGUCUGAUGGUGAGCGACUCCAUUACGGCACUGCGGUGCUGCGGAAACUCGGUGGUCGCGGAGGCGGCGCAUCGAGUGGCGGCGGCCUGGCAGGUGGUAGCGCAGGCAGCGCUGGGCCGAGCCAGUGAGGCGCUUAAGGGUCAGAUGAACGCGGCGGUGAUCGGUCAGGAUCCGGAGAGCGACCUGUAG